Messenger RNA from Penicillium atrosanguineum, 690 nucleotides. RefSeq lists its product as uncharacterized. NCBI's taxonomy places the organism in Eukaryota, Fungi, Ascomycota, Eurotiomycetes, Eurotiales, Aspergillaceae. Gene Ontology annotation, molecular function: acyltransferase activity, transferring groups other than amino-acyl groups. The transcript is spliced from 3 exons. The record is from RefSeq and is a predicted model, not a curated record. Bases 1 to 690 code for a protein of 229 amino acids.
AUGGCUUCAAAGACCAAUGUUGCGUUGAUUCCCUGGGAUGCCAAGUCUGAAGCUCACAGAAGAUGGCUCUAUAAGCAAAGAGUGCUAUGUAAUUGGGAUUGGGAAAAGGUUGAGGGAGAAUGGAAAGAGAAACAAAUCAAAGGGGGAAAAUGCAUGUAUUGGAUUGUCCGUCAAUUCAAUGAUUCUGAAGGCACAGACUCUCAUAGUGACGACUGUGAAGAAGUGCUUCAUGAUACAGCGGAUUCUAUCAAUGGAGUCCCACGGAAACCCUCACAAGAAAUCUUUGUCCCAAUUGGCCAUAUCUCCCUGGACUCCAAGAACAAGGAUGCUGAAAUGGUCGGCCUUGAAAUCCCAUCGGAAGGCGUCUUCUGGAUCAAGAGCUUUUUCAUCUUGCAGUCAAUGCAGGGCCAGGGCACUGGACGAGCUGCAAUGGACGCAGUAGAGGAUAUGGCGUCUCGAGAACCGCUCUGCGCCCAGUCCCUCAUGCUGGACACGGUCACAAGCAAACACCAGAUGAGAGAAGAUUUUGCAAUGUCCACAUAUGGUGCCGUCCCAAAGAUCGCGAAUCAGGAUUGGUAUGGCCGCCGGGGAUACAUACCGAUCAAGACUGUACCGAACUAUUACGACGUGUGGGAUGCAAAUGGAGACCGGUGGGAUAUAGAGAUUGUUUUUAUGCGAAAGAAAGUUUAA